Dipodomys ordii (Ord's kangaroo rat) is the source of this 1464-nucleotide messenger RNA. RefSeq names its product zinc finger and BTB domain containing 8B (gene Zbtb8b). The record is from RefSeq and is a predicted model, not a curated record. Gene Ontology annotation, molecular function: DNA-binding transcription factor activity, RNA polymerase II-specific; RNA polymerase II cis-regulatory region sequence-specific DNA binding; protein binding. Lineage: Eukaryota; Metazoa; Chordata; Mammalia; Rodentia; Heteromyidae. The coding region runs from base 1 to 1464 and encodes 487 amino acids. Gene Ontology annotation, biological process: regulation of transcription by RNA polymerase II. The transcript has 3 exons.
AUGGAGGUGCAGUCGUACUGUGCCAAGCUCCUGGGGGAGCUGAAUGAACAGCGGAAGAGGGACUUUUUCUGCGACUGCAGCAUCAUCGUGGAAGGGCGCAUCUUCAAGGCGCACAGGAACAUCUUGUUUGCAAACAGCGGCUACUUCCGCGCCCUGCUCAUUCACUACAUCCAGGACAGCGGACAGCACAGCACGGCCUCUUUGGACAUCGUCACCUCGGAUGCCUUCGCUGUCAUUUUAGAUUUCCUCUAUUCUGGGAAGUUGGAUUUGUGUGGGGAGAACGUGAUUGAAGUUAUGUCGGCUGCCAGCUACCUGCAGAUGAACGAUGUGGUGAACUUCUGCAAGUCCUACAUCAGGUCGUCGCUGGACAUUUGCAAGAAGAUGGAGAAGGAGGCUGCGGUGGCUGCAGCCAUGGCAGCCGUGGCUGCAGCCGCAGCUCAUCAGGACAGCAAUGGGAGACCCAGUUCAGGCAGGGAAGGGACCUUCUGUAGUACUAAGAGCUGCCCUCCAGCCUUGGAAGAAGGGCUCAUGGACCACUCGAGAUCGCCCCCUCGCGACGGCUACGGGGAUUGUCACUCCUCGGAGCUGGUGGUGAAAGACAGCAAGGGUGGUGGCUUGGCUGACAGUGACUACCUGUCUUCUCUGCCCCGAAGAGUAAAGCCCAAAGGGGAACUUAAUGGAGCCAGAGCGGAGGUGGAGAUGAGUGAACAGCAGCUGCAGUUCAUGGCCCCGCCGAGCCUGGCCCACGUGGAGGAGGGCCUGCCCAGCAGCCCGGCGAUGGGUUUGGCAUACACCAACUACCACAUGAAGCAACUCCUGGAAGCCCUCCUGCGCAGUGGGGCUGCCCAGAGCAAAGAACUCGCGGAACAUCACUUGUCUCGGGGCUUGGAGGGAAGGCCAGUGAGUGCAAGAAUAGCCAUGAGUUCUGUGAUCGACGUUCAGAAUGACUGGUAUGGAGAGGAGGACGCAGGUGACAUGCUGGUGGUCCCCAUCAAGCUCCACAAGUGUCCUUUCUGCCCUUACACGGCCAAGCAGAAAGGCAUCCUGAAGCGCCACAUCCGAUCACACACCGGCGAGAGGCCGUACCCCUGCGAGACCUGCGGCAAGAGGUUCACGCGACAGGAGCACCUUCGGAGUCAUGCCCUGAGUGUACACAGAGCCAACCGUCCAAUCAUCUGUAAAGGCUGCAAGAGAACUUUCACAAGCCACCUGUCUCAGGGCCUGCGGCGUUUUGGGCUGUGUUAUAGCUGUACCUGUGUUACAGACACUCACUAUGAAGAUGAUUUGAUGCCCAUCGACCUUAGUCUGGUGGAUGCCUCAUAUGAAAGCCAAGAAAGGAGUGACACAGACAAUGACUGGCCCAUCUAUGUGGAAUCUGGUGAGGAGAAUGACCCGGCUGCAGAGGAGUCUGAAGAAAAGCCACAGAUUCUGCCCGACUUCUCAGAUCAAGAGACACUUACAUAA